Haliotis rufescens (red abalone) is the source of this 5652-nucleotide messenger RNA. Its product is annotated as phosphatidylinositol phosphatase PTPRQ-like. Lineage: Eukaryota; Metazoa; Mollusca; Gastropoda; Lepetellida; Haliotidae. The coding region runs from base 122 to 4792 and encodes 1556 amino acids. The record is from RefSeq and is a predicted model, not a curated record. Gene Ontology annotation, molecular function: protein binding. The transcript has 39 exons.
ACGUCACUGGGCUGUAAUAUCUUGUCAACUUCACAAUGAGGAAGUAAAUUGCUACAAGCAAUUGUGUGAUCAUGUAAGCAGCUAGCACCUCUCAUUGGAUGUACAUGCCAUCGUAUCCAAAAUGAAUCUUGGAUCAAGGUUCUGCCGCUUCCUGCUCCUCUUGUUGGCCUGUACGAUACAAACAUUCAGCGAUGGAAAGAAUCAUGUUACACCUGCUGGAACUCCUGGAAAGGUAGAAAAUCUUCACAUCGAUCACAUACAAGACAAUUUUACGAGUGUGGAAGUCUUCUUCUCCUGUCAAAACGAAACCGAAAGACACGGCGACAUAAAAUACUACUUACUGUCGUAUGAAGCUCAGCGAGAACAUAACCACAACGUGACAGAAAAUACCCAAGGAUUAAACAUUUUAGCUGAACCUGAGUCGAACUGUAACUACUCCCGGGUUGUACCCAUCACAGCACAAGUACACUACAUGUUCUCGGUCCGUGCAUUUAACAAAUACAAUGGAACCGUUUCUGAAAAGAAUUAUACCACGCUUACUGGAGCGUCCGGCCCUGUGGCUAGUUUGGAUGUACUGAGUACAACGGCAGAUUCCAUCAGUAUACAGUGGACCAGGCCAUCACUUCCAAAUGGCAACAUCCUUGGGUAUCUGAUAAACGUUAGAUCGGACGGUAAACAUGAAAGAGUUAUAAAUGUGACCUGUGACCAGCCUUGGGGCGGCGACAAACAGAACUGUAAAGCAACGGACACUUCAAACACGAAGAGUGCUCCUGUUGUCCUCCAAGACAGAAAUGUGCUGUAUGACUACUACAUUGAAACCUUACAUUCCUACACUAACUACACAAUAGCUAUAUCUUGUGUCAACAUAAACGGAACAGGGGAGGGGAGGAACAUCACAGUCCAAACCAACAUGACCGCAGUUGCAUCACCGCCAAAGGGGUUGCAGGCCUUUGUGAACAGCUCCUCAAGUGUGACCCUGUGCUGGACCCCCGCCGACCACCAGGACGGACCCACUACCUAUUACAUUACAGUAGGGGAAGAGACCAGCCUGAACUCACAUACCUUCCAAGACAAAGAGUAUGUCACUGUCAGUGGUUUUCAAAAUACAUGCGUCUUGGUUGAGGGUCUCCUGAGUUACUGGAAGUACACCUUCAACAUAACAGCAGCUACUCCAGUUGGCAACUCAAGUGUCGUGUCUCUGAACGGAACUGUCAGGACAAACGAAUCAGCUCCUGGAAAGGUAGAGAAUCUUCACAUCGCUCAGAUUCCAGACAACUUCACGAGUGUUGAAGUCUUCUUCUCCUGUCCCAAAGAAACAGAACGACACGGCGACAUACAAUAUUACAUACUGUCGUAUGAUGCUCAGCGAGAACAUAAUCACUACGUGACAGAAAAUCCCCAAGGAUUAAACAUUUCAGCUCAGUCGAACUGUAACUACUCAUGGGUUGUACCCGUCACAGCACAAGUAGACUACAUGUUCUCGGUACACGCAUUCAACAAAUACAAUGGACCCGUUUUCGAAAAGAAAUAUACCACGCUUACUGGAGCGUCUGGUCCCGUGGCUAGUUUGGAUGUAUCGAAUACAACGGCACAUUCCAUCACUGUUCGGUGGACCAAGCCAUCACUUCCAAAUGGCAACACCCUUGGGUAUCUGAUGAACGUUAUAUCCGGCGACAAACAUGACAGAGUUAUAAAUGUAACCUGUGACCAGUCUACGGAAGACAGAAAGCACGAAUUUAAAGUAGUUGACACUUCAAAUACGAAGAGUGCCGCUGUUGUCAACCAAGACGGAAAUAAGCAAUAUGACUACAAUAUUACAGCCUUACUGUCUUAUACUGACUACACAAUAGUAAUAUCCUGUGUUAACAUAAACGGAACAGGGGAGGAGAGGAACACCUCUGUUCAAACAAACAUGACUGUUCCAUCACAACCAAUGGUGUUGCAGGCCUUUGUGAACAGCUCGUCGAGUGUGACCCUGUGCUGGACCCCUGCCGACCACCAGGACGGACCCACUACCUACUACAUUAAAGUAGGGGAAGAGACGAGCCUGAACUCACAUACCUUCCAAGAGAAAGAGUAUGUCACUGUCAGUGGUUUUCAUAAUACAUCCGUCUUGGUUGAGGGUCUCCGGAGUUACUGGAACUACAACUUCAGCAUCACAGCAGCUACUCCAGUUGGCAACUCAAGUGUCGUGUCUCUGGAAGGAAAUGUCCGGACAAAUGAAUCAGUUCCUGGAAAGGUAGAAAAUCUUCACAUCGCUCAGAUUCCAGACAACUUCACGAGUGUUGAAGUCUUCUUCUCUUGUCCCAAUGAAACCAAACGUCACGGCGACAUACAAUAUUACACACUGUCGUAUGAUGCUCAGGGAGAAUAUAAUCACAACGUGACAGAAAAUCCCCAAGGAUUAAACAUUUCAGCUGAGUCGAACUGUAACUACUCACGGGUUGUACCCGUCACAGCGCAAGUAGACUACAUGUUCUCGGUACACGCAUUCAACAUAUACAAUGGAACCGUUUCCGAAAAGAAUUAUAUCACGCUUACUGGAGCGUCUGGUCCCGUGGCUAGUUUGGAUGUAUCGAAUACAACGGCACAUUCCAUCACUGUUCGGUGGACCAAGCCAUCACUUCCAAAUGGCAACAUCCUUGGGUAUCUGAUAAACGUUACAUCCGGCGACAAACCUGACAGAGUUAUAAAUGUAACCUGUUACCGGUCUACGGAAGACAGAAAGCACGAAUUUAAAGCAGUUGACACUUCAAAUACGAAGAGUGCCGCUGUUGUCAACCAAGACGGAAAUAAGCAAUAUGACUACAAUAUUACAGCCUUACUGUCUUAUACUGACUACACAAUAGUAAUAUACUGUGUUAACAUAAACGGAACAGGGGAGGAGAGGAACACCUCUGUUCAAACAAACAUGACUGUUCCAUCACAACCAAAGGUGUUGCAGGCCUUUGUGAACAGCUCGUCGAGUGUGACCCUGUGCUGGACCCCUGCCGACCACCAGGUAGGACCCACUACCUACUACAUUAAAGUAGGGGAAGAGACGAGCCUGAACUCACAUACCUUCCAAGAGAAAGAGUAUGUCACUGUCAGUGGUUUUCAUAAUACAUUCGUCUUGGUUGAGGGUCUCCGGAGUUACUGGAAGUACAACUUCAGCAUCACAGCAGCCACUCCAGUUGGCAACUCAAGUGCCGAGUCUCUGAACGAAGCUGUCAGGACAGACGAGUCAGCUCCUGGAAAGGUAGAGAAUCUUCUCAUCGCUCAGAUUUCAGACAACUUCACGAGUUUGGAAGUCUUCUUCUCCUGCCCCAACGAAACAGAAAGACACGGCGACAUUAAAUAUUACAUACUGUCGUAUGUUGCUCAGGUAGAAUAUACCAACAACGUGACAGAAAAUCAUCAAGGAUUGAACAUUUCUACUCGACCUGAGUCGAACUGUAACUACGCAAGGGUUGUACCCGUGACGGCAGAUGUAAACUACAUGUUCUCGGUUGUAGCUCAUGAUUCGUAUGCUGGGAAUGAAACAACUGAAUAUUAUUUUGCAAACGUUGGGCAGCCAGGGAGUGUAUCAGAUUUCACGAACACGUCCACCACCAGCAGCUCCAUCAGUCUGUCCUGGAAGCCUCCCAGAUUUCCCAAUGGCUUUAUCCUGGGAUAUGUCCUGUAUGUCCACACAGAAGACGGGGCGUGUCAGCAGGCUGUGCACAUUGUCUGUACUGACUGCCAGUCUCAUGGAACCAUCAGAGUAGGGGAUGAAAUGUGUCGUAUUUCCCGACAUGCCAGUGGACAAAGACCGGAAACGUCUCUCACCAACUACAACGUCACCUCCCUUUUGUCUUUUACUAACUACACCAUCACUGUGGCUGCUGUCAAUAACUUCAGCAUCGGGAAUAACGUUUUCCUUGCUAUACGGACAGACACUGAUGUCCCAGCGAUUCCAGGAAAUCUCUUUGUCACUGUGUUGAACGCAUCAGCAGUGGAGGUUACCUGGACACCCCCAGUUCACAAGUCCGGACCUAUGAAUUACACCAUCCUCGUACAGCAGGCUACGGGAAGACAAUCUUCAACGUUCGAGAACAUGGAAAACGUAACUGUAAACGGUUACGAUUCAUCUGAAAGAACCAUCGAGGGUCUGUUGAGUUCAUGGAGGUACAUGUUCAACAUUACAGCCCGAACAGCCAAAGGAGAUUCCCUUCCUGUUGUCUCAGGAAGUUACAUUCUCACUCAGGAAUCCAAGCCUGGUGAAGUACAGAAUUUGAACGUUUCAUCAAUUCCUGACAACUUUACGGCUGUAAACCUCACCUGGGACUGUCCCAAGGAAAGAGAAAGGAACGGAUUUAUAAAAAAUUACACCAUACAGUAUUCGGGUCCGGGAGCGGUACCUAUGGUGUAUGGCCACUAUGAACCUGAGGAUCCGUGUGAUAAUACUCAUACAGCCAUAUUACCAGUACGGCCAGAACACAACUACACAUUCAAAGUUUUCGCAAAUGCAGCAUAUCAAGGCAGUCAGAGGUUGUCACAUGUGUACAACAGUGUUGCCAGCAGACCUUCUCUGAAGCCUGCCUCUGACAUAUUCGUCAGUACAAACGCCCUGACAAGCUCUACUGACACGUCUGUUACUGUAACAUUUAAUGUACAUCUCCUCACGGACACUUCAAACGGAGAAAUCAUUGCUGCAGGAAUUCUGGUAUUGAAGAAUCAAGAUGAACCUAAACGCCCAGACGAUUUAAGGGCCUGGAACACAUGGAAUAACUGGUAUAAAUGGCGAGAAAAUGGCUUCAAGGGAUCCUACUGACCGUCACCGCAUAACCUGGCACACAACAGACACAGGAGGGGCGUUAAACAGGGCAGCACAAUCAACGAGGACCUGUAUUCUUAUGUGGUCGGAGAAGAAAGUAAUUGUGAAAAGGAGCCCUACAUAUUCUGCAAUGGACCUCUGGAACCAGCAACCGUAUACAUGGUUAUAGGCGUGGCUUGUACACAAACAGGAUGUUCAUCGACUGAUAUGUUCGGUCACUUCAAAACGAAAGAUCUUAGCCAUGGGGCUGACAAAGAUGUCACACCAUGGAUCAUCGCCUUUGGAGUGAGCACCGCUAUCCUGCUUUGUGUCAUCAUAAUCCUUGUCUUAUAUUUUAAGGUUGUUCAACCAGCCAAGACACUGAGGUCACGGGGAGAAGGCAAUGCAUUAGAGAUGGCCAUUCGAGGUGAAGACGGUACAGGGCAGAGAGAAGACACUCCUUACGAUGAAGUAGGAUGUGGAUCUGCCAGCGACAACCCUAAUGCCUUAGCGACUACAUGUUAUGAGAAUGUAGAUAUCAGAAAACAAGAGACGUAUGAAUCGUUGACUAAUCAAGUAGAUGACCAAAACAUGCAUUUGUACGACACUAUGCAGGCACGAUUGUGAAUAUAAAGUUGGCAUGUACUCGCUUCAAAUAACAAUGCAGCUACAUUUUAUGAUUUGAGGUACAAAUUGCUUUCAUCAAAUUGGUAAAACACUUUGCUCUUUACUCUGGAGACCAUCAGUUCAACUUUACAAAAGCUCAUACAAACCUACUCAUUGUCAAAUGCUGCAAUAAUUUAUGCACAUAUGGAUCCGGACACUACAUCCGGAAAAUAUCCUGAAUAUUAUCCUGAAAAUAAAAAAGUGUUACAAUA